AACAGUCGAACCAUGUACUACGCGAAGCAGUCUGCCGUUCUGGCCCUGAUCCUCGUCCAGCUGGUGGGCCUCAUUCAAGGCGGAGUGUACAGCUAUGAGGAUACGUGGGUUUAUCCGGACAAGACUUUGGAGUUCCCCGACAACGUUGUCCUCGGAGGCCUCGAUCCCGAAGGCUACUACAACUAUGUGGGCCGUGUGGUGUACAGCUCCAACGUCCUUCCGGCCCGAGUGGUUCCAGAGCUGAGCAAGGCUAGCUACAACACGGACACCCUUAGCAAUACGGCAACCUCCUAUGAGGUGCUCGUGUCCAACGCCACCGUCAGCUACCGCUGGAAGCGCAGCUUCGACGGCUUCCUGGAGAAAAGAGCCGUGCCAGUGGGAACAAACUCCUUGGGCGACCGCGUCUACAUCUGUCGCUUCCGUGCCGACGAGGGACUCUUCAUUGGCACCCUCUACCUGGGCAAACGCGUCUGCAUCGUAAAGUACGGCGAGAAUCCACUGAGGCAGUCCGACAAGUACGAGAUAUUGGUUAGGGAACGCCAAGCUGCUGAGUUUAUACCAUUUGACGCGCAAAUCGAAGCGGGAAAGAUUUGAAACAAAGUAUUAAAUAUCAUUAAAUGAAAAUAAAAUCAUAAAAAUA
This is a messenger RNA of Drosophila persimilis, 640 nucleotides long. RefSeq lists its product as uncharacterized. The coding region runs from base 13 to 594 and encodes 193 amino acids. Lineage: Eukaryota; Metazoa; Arthropoda; Insecta; Diptera; Drosophilidae. The transcript has a single exon. The record is from RefSeq and is a predicted model, not a curated record.